Messenger RNA from Ustilaginoidea virens, 606 nucleotides. RefSeq lists its product as uncharacterized. Gene Ontology annotation, cellular component: phagophore assembly site. The record is from RefSeq and is a predicted model, not a curated record. The coding region runs from base 1 to 606 and encodes 201 amino acids. NCBI's taxonomy places the organism in Eukaryota, Fungi, Ascomycota, Sordariomycetes, Hypocreales, Clavicipitaceae. Gene Ontology annotation, biological process: autophagy; autophagosome assembly. The transcript is spliced from 3 exons.
AUGGACAGGCAGCAAGACCCCCCCGAGUUCAUCCUCGACGUCUUCACGGACCCCCGCUCCCUCAGGGACGUUGUCAAAGCUAUCCUCCAUACCAUCUUCUUCACGCGGUUUUUCCCCUCCCUGGUUCCCCGCACUCGCGACGUGCUCGACCUCACCCUCCCCUACGUUGAUGACAAUGAGCUCGAGACCAUGAUCGACCAGCGCGCCUCGGCGCUCGAGCGCCAGCUCGACGCCGAGCGCUCCUCGGGCGGAGGCGGAAACCCCAACGCCAACGCCAACGGCGGCGGCCGCGGUCAGGUCGCCAUACAGUUCUUCGAGAAGCGCCGUCGGAAGGCCUGGCUGUCGAGGGGCGACGAAGAAGUCUGCUGGGAGAGCUGGACCCUCAAGGUCACGGUUGCCGAACCCAGAACAGAAAGUGAACGAGCCAAAGUCCGACGUGCCAUGGAGCAGACCCUUCUCACCACCGCAAUGAAGAUUGUCACCUUUGCCAACACCCACAAAGAUCAUAUCCCCCCCAUCACCACCCAGGGCGGCAAUCCGUUCCCCUUCAAGAUUAGCAUUGACCAAAAGGAAACCGGAUGGGCUGCGAGGAUGAGAAUCUACUGA